AGUGUUGCUCAAUAAGCUCUGAAGUACAAAACGAGAUUGUAGAUUAAUAACACCCGGUAUUUCAGUAGUUGGUUAAAAUCAGGGUUAACUAACCUUGGUUAAAUUUUAACCAAAACUUUAACCAAGAACCGGUAUUUCAGUGUCGAAAAUUUGGUUAAGUAUAUUCUGGUUAACUAACCAUUAUUUCUCUUAAGUUGGUAUCGUAAUUGGUCUACCAGUUGAAAAGAGCAUGUGCGAGGAUAUAUUCUUUCAUAUUUUGGUGGGCGUGUAGGCGUUUUUAUAACCUCACUUUUGCUUUAUUUACAUUUUGAUUGUGAAAGUGUUGUUUCUUUUUAAGUGAAUCGUGUGAAAAAUAAUUUAAAAAAAUGGCAAAUAUUUACUCUUCUAGCGAUAGUGACUCAGACGAUGAGCAAGUUAUUAAUUUUGUUGUCCGCUUGGGACGAAUUCGCAAAGUUCCUAGAAUACAGAUACGAAAGGACCAUUUUAAUUACUGGGACGACCAAGAAUUUUAUUGUAGGUUCAGACUGUCAAAAGAAUCUGUAACAAAUUUGUUACAUUCAAUUCAUGAUGUCAUAAAGCAUCCGACAAAUUGGAAUCACGCUCUUACAUCAAUGGAAAUGUUGUUAAUUACACUCCGAUUUUUCGCGACAGGCAGUUUCUUAAUUGUAAUUGGAGAUUUUGGAGGUGUUCACAAGAGUACUGUGGGAAAAGCAAUAAACAGAGUUACAAGAGCUAUUGCAAAUUUGCGGGAAGAAUACAUAAAAUUUCCUCAAACAGAAGAAGAAAUCUCUAUAGUGCAGCAAGGUUUUUAUCAACUUGCAAGAUUCCCACGAGUUGUUGGUGCUUUAGAUUGCACACAUAUCAAAAUAAAGUCACCGGGUGGAGAAAAUGCUGAAAUUUAUCGCAAUCGGAAAAAUUUUUUCUCCCUGAAUGUGCAAACAAUUGCUGCUUCUAAUUUAAAAAUAAUAAAUAUUGUAGCAAGAUGGCCCGGUUCUGCUCACGACUCAACAAUUUUUAGAAAUUCUGAGAUUUGCAGAAAAUUUCAAAAUGCAGAAAUGGAGCGUGCAAUACUUGUUGGGGAUGCAGGUUACCCUAUUCAAAAUUUUUUAAUGACGCCAUUGGCAGUGACAAAUACAAUUGCUCAAAAUUUAUAUAACGAGUCACUGAUUAGAACACGAAACCCAGUUGAACGUUCUUAUGGUGUUUGGAAACGACGCUUCCCGAUUUUAAGCAAUGGCAUAAAUCUACACCUACGAAUGGUUCCCUGGGUAAUUGUAGCCACAGCAGUCUUGCAUAAUAUCGCAAUUUUAAACGACGAAGAUGAACCACCUCCCUUAAAUCUCGAAGAGCAAAGAGCUUUUGAUUUGGCAGAUGAUGUACCAGUUGCUGAUGAUGUAAAUAGAAAUAAUAACAACAGAGCAAGAAAUGAAUUCAUUGCAUAUUUUGCAAAUUUGUAAAUUUACAUACAUAAUGUAGAAGUUUAUAAAUUAUUUCUAAAUUCAUUAAAUGCAAUUUCAGCUCAUGUUCCGCUCUAUGCUUUAGUUGGUUUAGUAUUUUUCAUUGUUCACAUCACUUAUGUAUUCAUCUAACCAAGUAAAUAAAAACAAAAUUAUAUGAAA
Molecule: messenger RNA, 1619 nt
Organism: Zophobas morio
Lineage: Eukaryota; Metazoa; Arthropoda; Insecta; Coleoptera; Tenebrionidae
Product: putative nuclease HARBI1
Exons: 4
Coding region: 366-1457 (363 amino acids)
Source: RefSeq, a predicted model, not a curated record